CUGUACAGCAACUGGAAACGGUAACUAACCGCUUCUUGGUGUAAACAAACAAGAGCACGCAUCGCGGGAGCAGUGCUUACUAAUAUAACUUCUCUGCUACAGUACUUGUAAUUGUUCAACUGCCAUAUGACAAUCUCGUGAUGACGGAGCGACGGGACAGAGGUCGUAGAGGACGUAGAAGAGGCUAUGGCCCCACGGGAUUUGAAGAAGCUGGUGGUUAUAUGGCAGCCAAAAUAGCUAAAUUGGAGGACCAGUACAAGACAUCAGUCAAAGAAAGGAGUCAAGGAAUAUUUAAUGCCAUAGCAAUAUUUGUGAAUGGAUAUACAGAACCUUCAUCUGAGGAGUUGAAGCGUAUCAUGAUGACCAAUGGCGGCACUUAUCACCACUACUUCUCUCGCAGCAAGACCACCCACAUCAUUGCCAACAACUUACCAGAUACUAAAAUCAAGAAUUUGAACACAAAUAAGAUUGUUAGUCCAAAAUGGAUUACAGAGUCAUUGGAAGCUGGUCACCUGCUGGAUUACACUAAGUAUAUUCUUUACACUAACCAAUCCAGAAGUCAACCCAAGCUACCUUUCAAACCAAUAUCCACAUCUGAAGAAAAUAGUGACACCAGCACUGGAAAGUCCUCCAUAGUACACAGCAAAGAACAUCCCCCACUUGUACCUGAUACAGAGGAUCACCAAGAAACCAGCACUGGUUCACCAACUUUUGACACAUCCUUAAGCUUAAAAGAGACAAAGUUACCUACAGAAGUUCAAAGUAUAAAUGAUAUUGAAAUAAAGUUAGAUGGGCCCACAGGUACUUCUGACUUAACCUCUGUACACAAUUAUAGUCCUAUGAAGACUCACUCUAUGAGCACUGCUAACUCAGGGUUUCUCUCUGAAUUCUACAAUAACUCAAGACUUCAUCACAUCUCAACAAUGGGGGCCAUGUUUAAACAGUAUGUAAAUGAACUUCAGAGUAAAAAUAUGGAUUUUCCUGGUCGAAAAGAUCUAUUGAAAUGGUUGAAAACUAAAAAUGGACUAAUGAGUUCAUCUGAGGGAAGUUUAGCUGGAGAUUCUGCAUUAAAAACUUCACUUGUUAGUAUUUCAAAGAAAAAAGGAAAGAGAAUUGUGAUGCAUAUUGAUAUGGACUGUUUUUUUGUGUCCGUUGGUCUACGUAAACAUCCAGAGUUGUGGGGUAAACCUGUAGCCGUUACACAUGCACGAGGUAACCCCAGAUCUCAGGUGCGAGAGGGGAUGGAUCGACAGUAUGAAUUGAACUAUUAUAAAGACCGAGCUGAGAAACGACUUCAAGCAAAAAUGCGACCAACAAAUGCUUCCAGAUUGACAAAUGCUAAUCCAGAAAUUGAUGUUUUUGAGGAAAAUUAUACAAUUGAGGCGAGUAAACCACCAGACUUCACAGUAGUCCCAGCAUCUACUAAAAAGUUUUCAACAGUAUCACUAAUUGAUGAAACAAGCUCAAUGUCAGAAAUUGCAUCAUGUAGCUAUGAAGCACGGAAAGCUGGUGUGAAGAAUGGCAUGUUUCUUGGGCCAGCACUGAAACUGUGUCCUGAUCUACAAACAAUACCUUAUGACUUUGAGGGAUACAAAGAAGUUUCCUACAAACUGUACGACAUUGUUGCCAGUUUGACGCAUGAUAUAGAGGCUGUGAGCUGUGAUGAAAUGUUUGUUGACUUGACAGAGCUCCUUCAUACCUGCCAGGUGACUCCUGAGGACUUUGCCACUUUUCUUCGAGAGAAAGUACAGGAAGCAACAAGCUGUCCAUGCUCAGCUGGCCUUGGGCCCAACAUGCUGGUGGCUCGCAUGGCCACCCGUCUGGCCAAACCUAAUGGCCAGCACGUCGCUAAUCCUGAUAAUCUACUUCAUUAUAUGAAGAAUCAGAACGUCACUGGGCUUCCAGGUGUUGGCUGGUCCCUUGGAAAACGCUUGCAGUGUGAAGGGAUACACUCUUGUGGUGACCUGCAGACAAGAUCUCUCAGACAGUUGCAGGCAGCUUUUGGGGCAAGAACAGGACAGUCUCUUUAUUACUACUGUCGAGGAAUAGAUGAACGACCAGUGAAGAGUGAACAUGUGGAUGCUCCCAUAGAGACUGCCAAGUUCAUGGGUCAUGGCGUUUGUGAUAAUGUUGCCAAGUCUGUUUCCCUGGCCUUGGCAACUUCUUCAGCAUCAGUAAUAGAAAGAGAAGUAUUAUCUUUGCUCCGCCAAAUCAAAGUUCAACCACAGGACUUCAGGGGAGUUGGGAUCCAAGUUUCACGUCUGGAAGGACAUCAAGGAACAUCAGGUGGCUCUGAAUCGGGCCGUGGAUUGUCUAUAAAAAGCUUUUUAUUAGCAGCCAAGAUUAACACCAAGAAGAGAUCAGGUAACUCUAAACCCAGUCCGUUGAAGUCAACAGAAAUGGGUAAUUUUUCCUUUCAAGAGGAUCAUAAGGUAGGUCUACCCACUACAAGUUCCAAAUUACAGCUUGAACCAGACUACAAAAGCCAUCCAGGAACACCUCAGGCACAAGGCUCUAGGACAGGACAUCGUGCAGCAAUCUAUGAUGAAAAAUUGCCUUUAACAAGCAAAAGUGCAUCAGCUGGGAAAGGCAGCAUUGACCCAGAAGUUCUCAUGGCUCUUCCUGAGGAUAUUAGAGAUGAAGUGGUUGCUGAGUAUGUUCAGCAGGGCUUCACCAUCCCAAAUCUGAGUGAUAGCACUGGUAGUGAUGCUGUGGUGGUGAAUGAUGAACGAAAGCCAAGCACAUCUGGUUAUGUUAGACCCUCCGAGAAAUCAGGGAAACAAGAGUACAAGACCAACACAUCUGAUAAUAGUAAACACGAGGAAGGUAGUUCAGCAAUAAACAUGAGUGAGUUAAGUGGAGGAAAUGAUUUGACUGAUUUUGCAAGAAGUAUAAAUCGAGAAUUCAGCAAACAAGAAAACAAUGAUUCAGAAGAGGCACAGAAUGAAGGCUUAAUUACCAGUUUCUCUCAGGUGGAUUCAAGUUUCUUGGAAGCCUUACCAGAAGAUAUUAGGGAGGAGCUGCGGUCGGAUUUGGGACGCCAAAAACAAGCAGCAGUAUUAUCUUUCUCAACAACUGAAAAUAUGUCAAGAUCACCAGAUAAACAACAAAGACUUCAAGGGAUAGGCUCUGAGGACAUUAAAGAUAAAGGAUAUGCUGAGUAUGUUCAGCAGGGCUUCACCAUCCCAAGUCUGAGUGAUAGCACUGGUAGUGAUGCUGUGGUGGUGAAUGAUGAACCAAAGCCAAGCACAUCUGGUUAUGUUAGACCCUCCGAGAAACCAGGGAAACAAGAGUACAAGACCAACACAUCUGAUAAUAGUAAACACGAGGAAGGUAGUUCAGCAAUAAACAUGAGUGAGUUAAGUGGAGGAAAUGAUUUGACUGAUUUUGCAAGAAGUAUAAAUCAAGAAUUCAGCAAACAAGAAAACAAUGAUUCAGAAGAGGCACAGAAUGAAGGCUUAAUUACCAGUUUCUCUCAGGUGGAUUCAAGUUUCUUGGAAGCCUUACCAGAAGAUAUUAGGGAGGAGCUGCGGUCGGAUUUGGGACGCCAAAAACAAGCAGCAGUAUUAUCUUUCUCAACAACUGAAAAUAUGUCAAGAUCACCAGAUAAACAACAAAGACUUCAAGGGAUAGACCCAGUGCAUGGCAGAGGUGCUCUUAGAAGGAGAGGUCGGUGGAAAAAGACAGACCCUCGACGAGCUGAAGCUGAAGGAUUGACAACCCUCACCAGUAUCAUGACAAGACAACAGCCUGGAAAUUUAUCUACUCAAAGAGUCAUCUCUGGAGCUGAGAAAAAGAGGACUAAACAAAGCAAGUCCAAAAUACCAAGACGUGGAACCAACUCCUCCCCAUCAAAACAAAACAUUAAUAUGAUAAAAGGUCAUGUAACAUCUGGGAACAAAAAGGGUGAAGAAGAGCCAAUGACUGUGGCUUCAACAUCAAGAACAAGGAACACAGGAGAUACUCAGAGAGAAGUUGAUACUGAAGAAGUUCCUCACCUUUGUGGAGUGAAGGAGAUGUCUGAAGUUAAGUCAUUGAUCCGUGAGUGGGUGUUGUCAUGUUCACAUCCAGAGGUAGAAGAUGGAGAAAUCUUGGCACACUUCUACACAAGCCUCAUUAGUCACCAUGACCUUGAAAAGUUGGACCUCCUCAUCAAGUAUCUGUAUAGGCAAGUUCUUCGAAGACAGAACAAAUUCUGGGAGACAACAUAUCGAACUCUGAUUAGUCGAGUUCAGACUGUCAUGCUGGAACACCACCAUACUAAGCUGAAAGUUUUGAAUUUGUGAAGUGAUACCAGCAUGGUUUUUAAGUUAUUUUUGUGAGUUAAAAAGCCAUUCCAUUACUGUGAUCGUGUUUGUGUAAACUAAGACUUCAGAAAAAGAUAUUUAUUUAUUAAUUUAAGUAGGUGAUGCUGCCAGUAUAGUACUCUCUCUCAAUAAGGGUCUUCUCAGCACCAGACAUUCUCAAUGAUGGACGCCUUUUUGUCGGGUAUAAUUAGCGGAUCGAGGUAGUAAAAUCACUUGGUGUGGAGGGAUUAUCCACUAUUGGCAAGCUCGAAACUCUGAUUAGAUUGCAUCAAAAAACGUAAGAAAUUGAUCUGACCCAUGACACUGAUUUUAAUGAAGUAUGUCAAUGCAUGAAGGUGCCACAUUUUAUGUGCCUCGGUGUCAGUUAGCCUAGUAUAAAUCUGCCCGUGCGAGGAAGAGCGUCACUUUUGACGCUCCCUUAUCGUAUCUCAGGUAUGUAACGAGUGCCUCACUCUUACCAUUUUAAGUUAAUUUAACUUGGUUGAAUUUUGUUAAAUAUCUGUGUUCAUGUUUUGACAGUGAAAUUCUCAUGUACCAGGUAAGCAUUAACGUAGCUUAACCCUACGCCCUGGGCAAGGUGCCGCUGGUCGUACCCCCCACGUGGGGUAAAUCGAGAAAAAUCAACUUUUCCAAAAAUAAUGUUUAACUUUUUAAAUGAUGAAACAAUAAAAAAGAAAUAAGAAAAACUAUAUAUUGACCCUCUAGAAACUUCCCUGUGGCAGCAGUGUUGUUUUGACGGCUGACGCUCGUGGUCACUACGCACUUAGCGGCCAUUUUCUGCUUGUCUUUGUGUCCAGGAUGGCCAGUAAUGCAUAUAUUUACUGAUCAUAAUACUUUUUUCCGAUAAAUAAUUUAUUUUUAAUAUUUUAUUUGCAU
Messenger RNA from Homarus americanus (American lobster), 5183 nucleotides. RefSeq names its product DNA repair protein REV1-like. NCBI's taxonomy places the organism in Eukaryota, Metazoa, Arthropoda, Malacostraca, Decapoda, Nephropidae. Gene Ontology annotation, molecular function: damaged DNA binding; DNA-directed DNA polymerase activity; deoxycytidyl transferase activity. Gene Ontology annotation, cellular component: nucleus. Gene Ontology annotation, biological process: error-free translesion synthesis; error-prone translesion synthesis. The record is from RefSeq and is a predicted model, not a curated record.